Molecule: messenger RNA, 3241 nt
Organism: Aspergillus nidulans FGSC A4
Lineage: Eukaryota; Fungi; Ascomycota; Eurotiomycetes; Eurotiales; Aspergillaceae
Product: leucine--tRNA ligase CDC60
Exons: 3
Coding region: 1-3189 (1062 amino acids)
Biological process (GO): tRNA aminoacylation for protein translation; translation; aminoacyl-tRNA metabolism involved in translational fidelity
Cellular component (GO): cytoplasm
Molecular function (GO): aminoacyl-tRNA ligase activity; nucleotide binding; aminoacyl-tRNA deacylase activity
Source: RefSeq, a predicted model, not a curated record
AUGACUCCCGACGAGCUCCGUGAGAAGUACCCGAAGUUCUUCGGUACCAUGGCCUACCCGUACAUGAAUGGUACCCUCCAUGCCGGUCACAGUUUCACAGCCAGUAAGGUCGAGUUUAUGGCUGCCACCGCCCGUAUGGAGGGAAAGAGAGCCCUUUUCCCUCUUGGUUUCCACUGCACCGGUAUGCCCAUCAAAGCUUGUGCUGAUAAGCUUGCCGAUGAGGUUAAGAAGUUCGGAAAGAACUUUGAAGGCUACAAGGAUGAGGACGAGGAGACGGCUGCCGUCGCCGCCCCAACCCAGGAGGUUAAGGCCGAGCAACAGGAGAAGUUCUCCGGAAAGAAAAGCAAGGCCGCCGCUAAGACUGUGAAGAUGAAGUACCAGUUCCAGAUCAUGCUGGCCAUCGGUAUCCCCAUUGAAGAGAUUCACAAGUUCGCGGAUGCCUCAUACUGGCUCCAGCACUUCCCGCCUCUUGCCAUCCGUGACCUCGACAGCCUGGGUGCCGGUAUCGACUGGCGCCGACAGAUGGUUACCACUGACGCCAACCCUUACUACGACGCUUUUGUGCGCUGGCAAAUGAACCGUUUAUAUGAGCUCGGCAAGAUCCAGUAUGGUAAUCGUUACACAAUUUACUCACCCAAAGACGGCCAGCCUUGCAUGGAUCACGACCGAACCGAGGGCGAAGGCAUUGGACCCCAGGAGUACACGGCUAUGAAGCUGAAGGUUAAGGAGUGGGCACCUAAGAUUGCAGAACUCGUCAAAGGCAAGAUUGAGGAUGACGCCGAUGUUUACUUCAUUCCCGCUACCCUGCGUCCGGAGACCAUGUACGGUCAAAACUGCUGCUUCCUCGGCCCGAAGAUCGAAUACGGAAUUUUCAGGGUCAAGGAGAAGCAGUACUAUAUCUGCACCAAGCGGGGUGCUUGGAACAUGGCUUUCCAGGGCACCUUCUUUGACAGCGAGCACUUCCCCAAGACUCAGGACGAACUGCCCACCGUUCUGACUGCUCCGGGAUCGGCAUUCGUCGGUACACUCGUCGACGCACCUCUGUCAUUCCACAAGGAUGGUGUGCGCAUCCUUCCUAUGGAGGGUGUUUCUGCUACCAAGGGUACUGGUGUCGUCACUUGUGUGCCCUCAGACUCCCCUGACGACUAUGCCACUUUGCUCGACCUUGCUAAGAAGCCCGAAUACUACGGCAUCCAGAAGGAGUGGGCUGAGUUGGAAAUAUUCCCUCUCAUUGAAACACCUACGUACGGUAACCUCACCGCACCAGCGCUUGUGAAGAAGCUCAAGAUCAACUCCCCCAAGGACGUCAACCAGCUCGCCCAGGCCAAGGAACUGGCCUAUGGAGAAGCCUUUUACAAGGGCACGAUGAUUGUUGGAGAGUUCAAGGGCGAGCCAGUAAGCGCUGCCAAGGACAAGAUUCGCAAGGCCCUCUACGACAGCGGUGAUGCUUUCCCCUUCGCUGACCCCAUGGGCAAGGUUGUCAGCCGAAGUGGGGACGACUGUGUCGUUGCGUACCUUGGCCAAUGGUUCCUGAACUAUGGUGAGAACGAUGCCAAGUGGCAGAAAGACACCCUUGACCACGUUGUGAACACCCUCAACACAUACUCCAACGAGACAAAGAACGGGUUCGAGAAGAAUCUCUCUUGGCUCAACCGCUGGGCUUGCGCUAGAACAUACGGCCUCGGCUCAAAACUCCCGUGGGACCCGCAGUUCCUUGUUGAGAGUCUGAGUGACAGUACCGUCUACAUGGCCUAUUACACCAUUGCCCAUCUUUUGCACGGUGACCGUUACGGUAAGACGACAGGUAAGCUCAACAUCAAGGCAGAGCAAAUGAUCGACGAGGUUUGGGACUAUGUGUUCUGCCGACGUGAGAUCAGCGAUGAGCUCAUCUCGAAGAGCGGUCUUAGCAAGGACGCUCUCCAGGCUAUGCGAAGAGAAUUCGAAUACUGGUAUCCCAUGGACGUCCGAGUGUCUGGAAAGGAUCUCAUUCAGAACCACUUGACCUUCUUCCUUUAUAUCCACGUAGCUCUCUUCCCACCGCAAUACUGGCCUCGCGGUGUCCGUGCCAACGGACACUUGCUCUUGAACGGUGAUAAGAUGAGCAAGAGCACCGGAAACUUCUUGACCCUGAAAGACUCCGUUGACAAAUUCGGUGCUGAUGCUACUCGCAUUGCCUUCGCCGACGCCGGUGAUGGAAUCGAAGACGCCAACUUUGAGGAGAGCGUUGCCAACAGCAACAUUCUUCGUCUCUUUACUUUGAAGGAGUGGAUUGAGGAGGUUGUCAAGGAUGAGAGUUUGCGAACAGGACCCGCAGACCACUUCUGGGACAAGGUUUUCGACAACGAGAUAAACACCCUGGUUCGUGAAGGCAAGAAGAACUACCAAGACACCAACUUCAAGCUCGCUCUUAAGUCCAGUCUGUAUGACUUGGUUGGUGCCCGUGAUGCCUACCGUGAGGCUUGCAUCUCCGCAGGCAUCGGCAUGCACCGCGAUGUGGUCUUGCGCUAUAUCGAGCUCCAGGCGCUCAUGAUGUCCCCCAUUGCACCUCACUGGUCAGAGUACAUCUGGCUCGAAAUUCUGAAGAAGCCCGAUACUAUCCAUCGCGCUCUAUUCCCUGAGGUUGCAGAGCCCUCACCUGAACUCUCAGCAGCUACCAGCUAUGUUCGCGCGACCGCCUCCAGCAUCCUGUCCGCCGAAGCCAACUUCGUCAAAAAGCUCGCCAAGGGCAAGUCUGCACACUUCGACCCUCGCAAGCCCAAGAAGAUUACCAUCUUUGCUGCGAAGAAGUUCCCUUCAUGGCAGGAGAAGUACAUCGACCUUGUCCGUGAAGCCUUUGACGCUGUCUCCCUCACCAUUAACGACAAGGAGCUAAACGCCAAGGUCGGCAAGCUUGGUGAGAUGAAGAAGGCCAUGCCCUUUGUUCAGGGUCUCAAGAAGCGUCUGAUCAGCACCAAGGAGGCUCCCGAGAUCGUCUUUGAGCGAAAACUACCGUUUGACGAGUUCGGUGUCCUCAAGGAGAUGACGGUUAACCUGAAGAAGACAACAGGAGCCAAGGAGAUUGAGAUUGUUGCUGUUGAUGAGGGUGGCAAGACCGGGGAGGUUCUGGGCUCCGGUGAGAAGAGAGAAGGUCUGCAGGCUGAGAAUGCUGUUCCCGGUCAGCCGACGUUCCUGUUUGCCAACAUUGAAUAAAUGAUAUAAAUCUAGAAUACAGAUUACAAUUAAGCGCAAUUAAAAGACAUUA